Molecule: messenger RNA, 2712 nt
Organism: Ricinus communis (castor bean)
Lineage: Eukaryota; Viridiplantae; Streptophyta; Magnoliopsida; Malpighiales; Euphorbiaceae
Product: 5-methyltetrahydropteroyltriglutamate--homocysteine methyltransferase
Exons: 12
Coding region: 48-2495 (815 amino acids)
Molecular function (GO): zinc ion binding; 5-methyltetrahydropteroyltriglutamate-homocysteine S-methyltransferase activity
Source: RefSeq, a predicted model, not a curated record
GAUCCAGAGAGAGAGAGAGGGUAGAGGAAGUGGUGGUGGUACUAUAAAUGAGGCAAGUCUCUCUUAACGUACUCGCGCCGUUCACUUCUUUUAGAGUGAUAUCUCUUCCUUUCUCAUCAUCAACGAACCCUUCUUCUCUUUCCUUUCUUCCCUUCUCUUUCCAUUUCCCUUCUUUAUCUUCAACUUCCUUUAGAGCAAUGGCGUCCCACAUUGCUGGAUACCCUCGAAUGGGGCCCAAGAGAGAGCUCAAGUUUGCUUUGGAAUCAUUCUGGGAUGGAAAGAGCAGUGCUGAGGAUUUGCAGAAGGUGGCGGCAGAACUCAGGGCAUCCAUCUGGAAACAGAUGGCUGAUGCUGGAACAAAGUUUAUUCCAAGCAACACUUUUUCAUACUAUGAUCAAGUUUUGGAUACCACAGCAAUGCUUGGUGCUGUACCUCCUAGAUAUGGUUGGGAUGGUGGUGAGAUUGGUUUUGAUGUCUACUUUUCCAUGGCCAGAGGUAAUGCCUCUGUUCCUGCUAUGGAAAUGACCAAGUGGUUUGAUACCAACUACCAUUACAUUGUCCCUGAACUUGGACCAGAAGUUAAGUUCUCCUAUGCAUCUCACAAAGCUGUGGACGAGUACAAGGAGGCCAAAGCUCUUGGAGUUGAGACUGUGCCUGUCCUUGUGGGUCCUGUUUCCUAUUUAUUGCUGUCAAAACCAGCAAAGGGUGUGGAGAAAUCCUUUUCUCUUCUUUCUUUGAUCGACAGGAUUCUUCCUAUUUACAAGGAAGUUAUAGCUGAAUUGAAGGCAGCUGGUGCCCGCUGGAUUCAGUUUGACGAGCCCAAGCUUGUGAUGGAUCUUGAUUCUCAUGAAUUGCAAGCAUUUACUAAUGCAUACUCAGAGCUGGAGGCAUCUUUAUCUGGAGUGCAUGUUGUGGUUGAGACAUACUUUGCUGAUCUUCCAGCUGAGGCAUACAAAACCCUCACAUCUUUGAAGGGUGUUACUGGAUUUGGGUUUGACCUAGUUCGUGGAACUAAGACUCUUGAUUUGAUCAAGGGUGGAUUCCCUACAGGAAAAUUCCUCUUUGCUGGAGUAGUUGAUGGAAGAAACAUCUGGGCUAAUGAUCUCGCUUCUUCCCUUGAUACACUGCAUGCACUUGAGUCUGCUGUUGGCAAAGACAAGGUUGUGGUCUCUACUUCCUGCUCUCUUCUACACACUGCAGUUGAUCUAGCUAAUGAGCCCAAGUUGGAUAAGGAGAUCAAAUCGUGGCUUGCAUUUGCUGCACAGAAAGUACUUGAAGUAAAUGCCUUGGCCAAGGCACUUGCUGGAAACAGGGAUGAGGCCUUCUUCUCUUCCAAUGCAUUAGCUCACGCUUCAAGAAAAUCCUCCCCAAGAGUGACAAAUGAGGCUGUUCAGCAGGCUGCUGCUGCAUUAAAGGGUUCUGACCAUCGGCGAGCCACAAAUGUGAGUGCUAGGCUUGAUGCUCAGCAGAAGAAGUUGAACCUUCCAAUUCUUCCCACAACCACAAUUGGGUCUUUCCCUCAGACUCUUGAUCUUAGGAGAGUGCGUCGUGAAUACAAGGCUAAGAAGAUCUCCGAGGAUGAUUAUGUCAAAGCCAUCAAAGAGGAAAUUAGCAAAGUUGUGAAGAUCCAGGAAGAGCUUGACAUUGAUGUUCUAGUGCAUGGUGAACCAGAAAGGAAUGAUAUGGUUGAGUACUUUGGUGAGCAAUUAUCUGGUUUUGCCUUCACUGCAAAUGGAUGGGUGCAGUCAUACGGUUCUCGUUGUGUCAAGCCUCCUAUCAUCUAUGGUGAUGUAAGUCGCCCCAAGGCCAUGACUGUCUUCUGGUCAUCAAUGGCUCAAAGCAUGACUAGCCGACCCAUGAAGGGAAUGCUUACUGGCCCCGUUACCAUUCUCAACUGGUCCUUCGUUAGAAAUGACCAACCCAGACACGAGACAUGCUAUCAAAUUGCUUUGGCCAUCAAGGAUGAGGUUGAAGAUCUUGAGAAGGCUGGGAUCACCGUAAUCCAGAUUGAUGAGGCUGCAUUGAGAGAGGGUUUGCCCCUUAGAAAGUCAGAACAUGCUUUCUAUUUGGACUGGGCUGUUCACUCUUUCAGGAUUACUAACUGUGGAGUCGAAGAUACAACCCAGAUUCACACCCACAUGUGCUACUCAAAUUUCAAUGACAUCAUCCACUCAAUUAUUAACAUGGAUGCUGAUGUGAUUACCAUUGAGAACUCGAGAUCAGACGAGAAGCUUCUUUCAGUCUUCCGUGAGGGAGUGAAAUAUGGUGCAGGCAUUGGCCCCGGUGUCUAUGACAUCCACUCACCCAGGAUCCCAUCUACAGAAGAAAUCGCUGAUCGCAUCAAUAAGAUGCUUGCAGUCCUGGAAAGCAACAUCCUCUGGGUGAACCCUGAUUGUGGUCUGAAGACCCGUAAAUACUCUGAAGUGAAACCGGCACUGAGCAACAUGGUAGCUGCUACCAAAAUUCUCCGCACUCAGCUUGCAAGUGCCAAGUGAGCCAAUAUGAGUGUUCCAAAGAUCACAUAAAUUGAGAAGGGGAUAUUAUGUAUUAAAGCUCGAACAAUAAGAGGGCCUUUUGUGAGAUGAGUAAUGUUGUUAUUUUUUUUUUUCUUUUUAGUAGGGAGUGAUUAUAUUAUGUAUCUGGAUCUGCUGCUGUAUGCGGAUUUUGCCCUUCAAUUUUAUGCUCUUGAAGCCAUUUUAUGUUCUUCAUUCA